GACAGUAAUGACUUUGACAUAUGUGGACAAAGUAGAAAUCUUUUAAUUCUUUUAUGUGAAAAAUAAAUGAGGCGAAUAACAUCGAAAUUAAAAAUUAAUAUAAAUAAGUAGUUAAUAAUCAAAAUAUAGAUCAUAGUAUCUAAAAUCUUGUAUAAGAAUGAAACCUAUUAUAUUGCAAGGGCACGAACGUGCCAUCACCCAAAUCAAAUACAACAGAGAAGGAGAUCUUCUAUUUUCGGCAUCUAAAGGUAAUAAACCCGACGUAUGGUAUUCAUUAAACGGUGAACGAUUAGGUACAUUCAACGGUCAUCAAGGAGCUGUUUGGUGUAUAGACGUCGAUUGGACGUCCACUAGAUUUAUGUCCGGUGCUGGUGACAAUACUUGCAAAAUAUGGGAUUGCGAAACCGGUAAAGAAAUUGGCAAUAUACCGUCGGCUUCUUCAGUUCGAACAUGUAUGUUCAGUUAUUCGGCUAAUAUGGCCGUAUAUACCACCGAUAAAGCUAUGAGACAACCGUGCGAGAUAUUUAUUAUUGAUACCAGAAUCGUAGAUGAAAGUACCGGUAGUCAACAACCAAUUUUGAGAAUACCCAUAUCAGGACAUAGAGUAUCAUCGAUUUUAUGGGAUAAUUUGGAUGAAAGUAUUAUAACCGGUCACGAAAACGGAGAACUCAUACAAUGGGACUUGAAAACUGGUAAACAAAUAAAUAAAGUUAAAGAACACGAUCUUCUAAUUAACGAUAUGCAAUGGAAUAAAGAUCAAACAAUGUUUAUAACCGCAUCUAAAGAUCACACUGCUAAACUUUUUGAUGCCAAAGAUUUACUACUACUGAAAACUUAUAAAACUGAAAGACCCGUUAAUUCCGCAUCUAUAAGUCCGAUAUUGGAUCACGUAGUACUAGGGGGAGGACAAGAUGCUAUGGAUGUAACUACUACGUCUACAAGGGUGGGAAAGUUUGAUUCCAGGUUUUUCCAUUUGGUUUUCGAGGAAGAAUUCGGAAGGGUGAAAGGUCACUUCGGUCCCAUUAAUAGUGUCGCUUUCCAUCCGGACGGUAAAAGUUAUAGUUCAGGGGGAGAGGAUGGUUUCGUUAGAGUACAUACUUUUGAUUCUUCUUACUUUGAAUACAAUUUUGAUUAUUAAAUAAAAUUGAAUAAAUAAAACCGUUUAUAUA
Messenger RNA from Diorhabda sublineata, 1169 nucleotides. It is a transcript of the gene eIF3i, whose product is annotated as eukaryotic translation initiation factor 3 subunit I. Gene Ontology annotation, cellular component: eukaryotic translation initiation factor 3 complex, eIF3m; cytoplasm. The transcript has 4 exons. Gene Ontology annotation, molecular function: translation initiation factor activity; protein binding; RNA binding. The record is from RefSeq and is a predicted model, not a curated record. Gene Ontology annotation, biological process: cytoplasmic translational initiation. NCBI's taxonomy places the organism in Eukaryota, Metazoa, Arthropoda, Insecta, Coleoptera, Chrysomelidae. Bases 158 to 1138 code for a protein of 326 amino acids.